Beta vulgaris subsp. vulgaris (sugar beet) is the source of this 2057-nucleotide messenger RNA. Its product is annotated as dihydropyrimidinase. The record is from RefSeq and is a predicted model, not a curated record. Gene Ontology annotation, molecular function: dihydropyrimidinase activity. The transcript is spliced from 13 exons. Gene Ontology annotation, cellular component: cytoplasm; cytosol. Gene Ontology annotation, biological process: pyrimidine nucleobase catabolic process. NCBI's taxonomy places the organism in Eukaryota, Viridiplantae, Streptophyta, Magnoliopsida, Caryophyllales, Amaranthaceae. The coding region runs from base 287 to 1894 and encodes 535 amino acids.
AAAAAAAAGGGGAAAAAGAAAUCCAAUAACACAAGAAUCACUAUAGAUUCCAAGAAUUAAUAUAAUAUGAUUAGUUAAAAAUUAGUCAACGGAGCAUCAAAAAUCAUCUUCCCCAAAGUUACAACCUUUAUCCAAUCAAAGAAAUCCCCAAAUUAGCUGGAAAAAAGUUUCAAUUUUUAAUCUUCUCUUAUGAAAACCUAAAAAUUCCCCCAUUGUGAUUCAUCAAACAAAUUAAAGACUACCCACUUUCUCCAAUCUUAGGAAUUGUACUAGUAAAUUUACAGGGAUGAUCACUCAGCUGUUUACUUUCGUACUUCUCGUUGCUACUUUCUCUCUCCUACCAGCAACAGCUACUAAUCUUUUUUGUGAGGCUGGAAUUGAAUAUGGAGAAACUGGAUGUCAUGUUUCAUCAUCAUCAUCAUCAUUAACAUCAUCAAGGAUAUUGAUAAAAGGAGGAACAAUUGUGAAUGCCCAUCAUCAAGAAGUUGCUGAUGUGUAUGUGGAGGAUGGUGUCAUUGUUGCAGUCCAACCCAAUCUCAAGGUAGGUGAUGAUGUUGUUGUGCUUGAUGCGACUGGAAAGUAUGUCAUGCCAGGAGGGAUUGAUCCACACACUCACCUGGAUAUGGAGUUCAUGGGCACUGAGACCAUUGAUGACUUCUUUAGUGGUCAAGCUGCCGCGCUAUCCGGAGGUACAACAAUGCAUAUCGACUUUGUCAUACCUGUUAACGGAAGCUUGACAACUGGUUUGGAGCGGUACAAACAAAAGGCCCAAAAAUCUUGUAUGGAUUAUGGUUUUCAUAUGGCAAUCACAAAAUGGGACGAAGUUGUUUCAAGAGAAAUGGAAUUCAUGGUUAAGGAGGAAGGUAUAAAUUCUUUCAAGUUCUUCAUGGCGUACAAGGGGUCUUUCAUGAUCAAUGAUGAGCUUUUGAUAGAGGGGUUCAAGAAAUGCAAGUCUUUGGGUGCCUUGCCUAUGGUUCAUGCAGAAAAUGGUGAUGCUGUUUUUGAAGGGCAGAAGCGAAUGAUAGAACUUGGCAUCACUGGUCCGGAGGGACAUGCUCUUUCAAGACCUCCUUUGCUUGAAGGAGAGGCUACAGCUCGAGCUAUUCGACUAGCACGUUUUGUAAACACGCCUCUAUAUGUGGUUCACGUAAUGAGCAUCGAUGCGAUGGAAGAAAUAGCCAAAGCUCGAAAAUCAGGACAGAGGGUCAUUGGUGAGCCUGUGGUUUCGGGAUUAAUCCUGAAUGAUUCCGUGCUUUGGGAUCCUGACUUCUCCAUUGCAGCAAAAUAUGUCAUGAGUCCACCUAUCAGAGAAGCUGGGCAUGGUAAGGCGCUUCAAGGUGCUCUUGCAACAGGAGUUCUUCAGCUAGUCGGAACUGAUCAUUGUACAUUUAAUUCAACACAAAAGGCUUUUGGAAUUGAUGAUUUUCGAAAAAUUCCAAAUGGUGUUAAUGGGCUUGAGGAGAGGAUGCAUCUAAUUUGGAAUACUAUGGUGGAAUCUGGUCAGAUAUCAGUCAAUGAUUAUGUGAGGAUAACAAGUACAGAAUGUGCAAAAAUCUUCAACAUAUACCCGAAAAAAGGAGCGAUACUCCCAGGAUCUGAUGCAGAUAUCAUAAUACUCAAUCCUAACGCAAGUUUCACAAUUUCAGCAAAACUGCAUCACUAUAGAACAGACACAAAUGCCUAUGAGGGGGUGACGGGCAAGGGAAAGGUUGAAGUGACUAUUGCAGGAGGAAGAAUUGUCUGGCAGAAUGGGGAGCUUAAAGCCUUUCCGGGUUCUGGAAAAUAUGUAGAGAUGCCUCCUUUCAGUUAUGUUUUUGAUGGUAUUGAAAAGGCAGACAACAGAUAUCUCUCUUCUCUUCAAGCUCCGGUAAAACGAUUCAGAUCUUCAACUUAAAACUGCAAAUAUCUUUGUACAUAAACUUCCACUUUCAUUUUCAAUUGAUAUGAUAAUUAAUUAUGAACAAUGAAUUAUAUUGUUGAUUAUUUUGGAUUUGCAAAGGUCAAAAAACUGGGAAAUUAUAAUAUAUGUCCCAAAAAAUAGGGUUAUUGCCAUGGAA